AUGUAUAUAAAAGACCAUUUCAACCCAGAGUUAGCCUUCAGAGAUGAAGAAGGUAGAGUAGUCGCGGCCAAACUCAAAGUCUACAGUCACAUAAUAUUGGAAAUGAAGAAUCAUUCUGUUAUUACAGAGUUCAUCCUUGUAGGACUUUCCAGUUCACCUGAACAUCAGAUUAUUCUCUUCUGGUUAUUCUCUCUCAUUUAUGCUGUGGCUAUAAUCAGUAACAUCCUCACCAUCCUCGCAAUCGGCACUUGCAGCAAACUCCACACACCAAUGUACUUCUUGCUCAUCAAUUUAUCUAUAAUAAACAUUUGCUCAAUUUCUGUUACAGUUCCCAAAAUGUUACAAACCAUUUUAGCUGAAAGAAAAAGCAUUACCUUUCCUGGUUGCAGUGCACAGGUGUAUGUUUUCACCUUAAUGCUAGGUACUGAACUUAUGCUCCUGGCAUUCAUGGCUUUUGACCGCUAUGCUGCUAUUUGCCACCCUUUCCAGUACAUGGUCAUUAUGAGGAAGGAGUUUUGCCUUGGAACUGUAGCAGGUCUGUGGCUCAUAGGCAUGGCUAAUUCUGCAAUUCAGACAGGACUUGUGGCACGGCUUUCCUUCUGUGACUCCAACAUCAUCAACCAUUUUUUCUGUGAGCUUUCACCCAUGUUCAACAUCUCCUGUUCAGACACAAGUUCGAAUGAAACAAUGGUUUUCACUGCUUCUGUGAUCAUUUUAAUAGGUAGCUGUGCUCUGACACUAACUUCGUAUUGCUUUAUUGUGAGAGAUAUUAUAAAAAUUCGUUCCACAGAAAGUAAGAGAAAAGCUUUUUCUACAUGCUCUUCCCAUCUCUUGGUAGUCAGCUUAUAUUAUUCGACAAUAAUCUAUACUUUCCUCUGGCCUGCUUCAUCUUACUCCCUGGAAGAAGACAAAGUUAUUGCUAUUAUUUAUUCGGUGCUGACUCCAGUCCUCAACCCAUUCAUUUACUCUUUGAGGAACACUGAUGUUAAAGAGGUACUCAUAAAGCUGAUAGUCAAAAGGGUCUCCCAGAAAGAUUAG
Molecule: messenger RNA, 1038 nt
Organism: Anolis sagrei ordinatus
Lineage: Eukaryota; Metazoa; Chordata; Lepidosauria; Squamata; Anolidae
Source: RefSeq, a predicted model, not a curated record